UGUCAGUUGUCAUGGAUACAAAACCAGGCUGGAAACAGCAUUUUACUGCUCAUUUGGGGUGUUUCAGAAACGUGGUUAGCGUCAGACCAGGAGAUUUCACUUGCCAUGAUCAGUCCACUUGACAAAACAAAGGCACAUAAACUAGGGCAAAAAAAGAAUUGAUUUAAAAACUGACCUCAUGGAUAUGGUAACAGCUUCAAACACCACCAACAAUGACACGUGUACCAACCUGUAUGACCAUCGCAGUUGGGCACACAUUUUCCUGCCUCUGGUGUACUCUCUGAUAUGUAUUGUGGGAUUUCUGGGCAAUGCCUUGGCUUUGCAUGUCAUUUGGCCUAACCUAAAGAAAAUUAACUCCACCACUCUCUACUCAGCCAACCUGGUGGUUUCGGACAUCUUGUUUUCACUCUCUUUGCCAUUGCGUGUGGUUUACUAUGCAAAAGGGUUCCACUGGCCGAUGGGGGAAGGCCUAUGCAAGGCCACAGCUUUGCUGUUUUACAUCAACAUGUACGCCGGUGUCAACUUCAUGACGUGCUUAAGUGUGGACCGUUUCAUUGCUGUGGUACUACCGCUGCGCUUCUCGAGGUUCCGGAAAGUUCAGAACGUACGGUACAUUUGUGUGGCAGUAUGGGCAGUGGUGCUGAUGCAGACCCUGCCUUUGCUGUCUAUGCCAUUGAAAAACACGGAGCAAAGUGGUUACAUUACAUGUAUGGAGUAUCCCAACUUUGAGAAAAUCGCUAACUUGCCCGUCAUGCUCAUUGGUGCCGUGUUUCUUGGCUUCGGCAUUCCCUUGAUCACCAUACUGGUGUGCUAUUCUGCACUAUGCUCCAAACUCCGUCUGCUAGCAAAGUCCAAUAAACUGAUGGAGAAGUCGGGUCGCAGUCGCAAAGUUAUUGGUGUGAUUUGUGCUGUCAUUCUCGUGUUUAUGGUUUGCUACAGCCCGUAUCAUAUUGACCUUCUGCAGUACAUGAUCAGGAAGCUUCAGUACAAUCCAGAUUGUUCAGAACUGCACAACUUUCAGAUCUCUCUUCACAUCACCGUCUGCCUCAUGAAUCUCAACUCGUGCCUGGACCCCUUCAUAUACUUCUUCGCCUGCAAGGGCUAUAAGAAGAAGAUACUCAAGCUGCUCAAGAAGCAAGUGAGUAUGUCCUUCUCAAGUGUGGUCAGGACCUCCCCUGAGGAAUCCUCCAAAGACGUGUUGGCAAACGACAAAAUCCAAAUAAGCACCAGAAGCUACCAGAAAGAGAAUAGCAGUAUGCUACUGAAUGAAUAAAGGCAUCAAUGCUUUCGAACCGCCUCUGUUGAUGUGUGGCUAACACACAGAAUGCAAAUAAAUGCAGUUGGAUGACUGUAUGAGAUGUUCUGAAAACAACAAAGUAUAUUUCUUACCUCUAGAUUAUUUUAUAAACUUUCAAGCUGAAGGUCUUCGGACCAUGGUUAACAUUAUAUUGCCAUUGUCUUAUGUAGCUCGUUUGAUGUAUAGAAUUUGAAUUGAUGUUUUUAAUUGCUCUUUUGGAUAAUAAAAAUAGUAUUGAGCCAUGCCAGUGGAAAGAGUCACAAGUGUGCCUCAAUUGUUCCUUCCAGUAGUGCUUCAGGAUAUUAAACCUGGUGAUGAUGGUUUGUAAUAACGGUAUCAUAAUAUUUUAUAUAGUUUCCCAAUUGUUUAGGAUUUAGGAUUUCUUAACCCGUGACCCACACACAUAAUCAAGUGAACUUAGAUGCUUUUUUUUCUGAUCAUGAAAGGGGGGGUUAACAGGUUAUAAACCAUUGAAAUAGAAGGCAGUUGUCCAGUUUCUGUGACUUGCCCCCUUUUAAAUUUAACAGCUGUCUCCAUUUGAAAAGAAAAACACAAGGUUUUAACUUAAACAUUCAGUUUCUUUGGCUAUUAGUAAACAAACAAUCUUCAACCAAACGACAUGACUGACAGCAUCUAGUGGCCAACAGAGGAAUUAUAACAUGCAGUGGGAUUGUGAUAUAUAUUUCAUGUGUACCCAUUUUGUCAACAGCUUAAAAAAAGAGAUUGAAUACAGAAAAAGUUAAAUCCACUUAUUAAAUGCGAAUUAGUCUAAUUAUGAAGGAAAAAGUGUACACAAAACGAAAAAUCUAGUCUUAACCAGAACCUAGAGUCGGGAAAGUUUUUAAUUCAUUGCAAUUGCAAAUAAAACCAGCAGAGAGAGACAUAACACAACGCAAGAAAAGUGAACAUGCACAAUACAACAGAUAUCCUUUACACUGUCAGUCAACUUGACACAAGAAACAGGGAAAAAAAAUGCACAUAUUAAUUUGGCAUUCUGGUGUGAAAUCAGUUCAUAAUGGAAAAGAAGAAAGUGCUAAUGUAUAGACGAGAGGAGGGUAAUUUGCUUUUUAUCAUGAACAUGACUUUUCAGAAAGCACACUAAAAGCACAAUUCUCAGAUUAGUGGUCGACCAAUAUAGUUUUUUUAAUGAUUGCCAAAUAAACGUACCUCUCUCCUGCUACUUUUAAAGGAAUAUUUUGGGUUCGAUACAAGUUAAGCUCAACUGACAGCAUUUUUUAUUUUUUAUUUUUUUUGGCAUAAGCUGAUUACCACAAAAAAUAAUUUAGACUCGUCCCUCCUUUUCUUAAAAAAAAAAAAAAAACAAGGGUUCAAAGGCAGAAAUGUGACACUUAUAAUUUUAUAAAAGCACUUACGUUAGUUAUUCUGUUAAAUCUCAUGCAUUAUUUGAGCUGUAAAGUUGUUUAAAUUAUAAUUUUUACAGUCAUUUUAGGAUUUGAGGGUUUGUUGACAUUACAUCAUCAUAGUAACGAAGUUGUAAAAUUGGAUAUAACUUUACACAGAAAAGAUUAGUAAUAAUUAUUUUUUUACAGAUGUAAACAUGCACAUUGUUUGUGUCUUGGCUAAAUUUUUGAAACAGUGAGUAUUUUAACGUUUAUGGAUUGGCCCCAUUUACUUGCAUUGUAAGUGCCUCACUGUUACCCAGAUUUUUGCUUUUUUUUAUGAUAAGGAGGGGCUUAUCAUUAGUCAAAAUAAAUUUUUGUGGUAAUCAACAUUAUGCCACAGAUGCUGUCGAUUGACAGAUUCAAGGCAAGGUCCCAUUCCCUUGGAUCCCAAAGCAAUUCCACUGACUGAAAGAAUGUCUUUGGGUAUUGUAUCUGUUGCCUGAUUAGAAAUUCUACUAUAACAUUUGCUGAUGUACAGUAUGUAGUCUUAACCAUCAAAUUCCAUCCAUUAAUGUCUUUUAAAUUAUAUAGCAUAUUUCACAUUAUAUAACCCAAGCUACAAAUGUUAAAAUGAAACAUUUCUCUCUCUUUGUUUUCAGUUAAUUUACGAUUAGCAUGCUUAAAGGUGCUGUAAGUGAUUUUUUCAUGGAAAGCUAUGACAAAAAAUGUCCUACUCUCUGAAAGAUUUUAAUGAAAUAAGUGCUCUGAAAUAUCUCACCUGUCUCUAUAACAGCUCUAAACUCUGUAAACAGCAAACAAAAAUGUGUCCACGGUCCGCGGACAAUGACACUUUCUGCCUGUCAAUCAUUUUGCGUGUUUUCAUAGUAUUGUUGUUGCAGCAAAUUAUUGAGGUAUACUGCAUUUUUAUGCCAUGUUGUUCAUAACAGUUGUCAGUUGAGACCGCUGUUUUCCUAAUGUUGUUUUUAACAACCAUUUCUGCUCUCAAUAAAGCUCAUUUUUGUAUCUUUGGAGUUCGGGGUUUUGGAAAGGGGGGGCGUGGCUAAUCCAACAGCUCAGUCUUGUGGAAGUAGAACGGCUGGAAUCGCUUACAGCAACUUUAUGGCCAACGCAUGGCCAACGCGUGGCCCCAUUGUACAUACAUUAUGCGCACUCUUGUGUUGCUCUGGCGGUUACAAACCUCAGAACACAAGAGGGCAAUAGAUUUUUUAGGCAUGACCACAAAACCGGUGCUGCGUCUGAAACCAGGUAAAUGCUGCCUUCAGAGGCUGUAUACGGAGGCAGGAUGAAAAUAAGGUGCUUUUCAAACUGUUCGGAGACCAGUUUCCAUAAGAGUUCCAUUCAUUCAAAACAGGUGUCAGUUAAGCCAUUAACUGAUUAGGCAGCAAGUCAGCUGUCUACAUUUUUGGAUGCAGCCCAUAUGUGAAAGAUGAGUUGUAGCUAGUUGGUUUGAAUGGACUGGGGACAAAAAGUCGUAUAUAUUUUUCGAAAAGAUUAAACUCAAAUUGCUGCCCGAGUCCUCCAUGACAGUUGUCGAUUGAAAGAAGAAAAUCCGCUCUAGCGCCCCUUGCAGCAAUGCUGAGAAUGUAUUUGCGUUGGGUUAUGAAUUGAGCGCUGACACAUUUCACAACGCAACGACGUGUAAAAUCGAGCUUGUGUAGCAAGGUGUGUAUACGUUCACGUACUUGCGUAGAGUAUGUCUGGGUCAUUAACUAGCAUAGUACUACUCAAGUUACUACACCUAAUCAUCUCAAACCACUGUAGAAAGCUGUGGUAAUACCAUAUUUUUUUUAGUCUUAUAAUUGUAGCCCUUGUUUUUAAAAAGCUAUAGUAAAACACAUACAUUUGAGUGUUAACAUUUUUAUUUUCUUUAAUACAUAUUUUUGCUUUAUAACACUUAAUGGCAUGCACGUGUAGCAUUCAGGUGUACAGAAAACUUGACUUUUCUGAGUCUCAUACUAACUUUAUGUCUGCAAUGUAUUUUAUUUAAAGCCUUAUUGGUUUCCUAAGUUUUUCCAAAAAAAAAAGUUUUUUUGUUUUGGAAAAACUUGUGAUUGGUUAAGAGGUGGGACUUAGGUCAAGUAGUGUGUGUGUGAGAUCAGAGUGACACAGGAGAAAGAAGAUGAGAACUUCAGAGUUAGACACGCAGAGUGUUGCUUAUUUAUAUUUCUCUCAUACUUUUGAGUAAAGUGUUGUUAAUCUUUUCUUUCAUCAUUUCUGAGAGCAAUAGAAGUGUUGAGAGUUCAUCACCUGUGAAAAGUGUGUUUUAGUUACAUUUUGUGCAUAAAUUCACUCACUCGCUGCACGCCCCUUUUGCUGCGAAUCUGAGAAGCUUAAACCGGAGACUGUGCUCCUAUGGCAUCACUGGAUUCAAUUAUCCAGACAGACCUCCAGGUUACCGAACACCUGUGAGCUCCUCUGGCAUUGUGGGAUUUCGUCAUCUCCCAGACAGACCUCCAGGUUACUGGAACACCCGUGAGCUCCUCUGGUACUGCGCGAGGCAUGGAUUCAUCGUGGAUCGGUAUCGCUGUCUCACAAGCUGCUCUUCUAAGUUCCCUGCCGAUCACGAGAUCAGCUAAUGGUUCCAGGACACCAUUAUACUUAGUGAGUAACGUUCUGAUUGUUUCUGCUCUGUUAGAGUGAAGCGGCGACAUAGUUUAACACCUCAAUGUACCCAAGCGUCGCACAGGCCUGCAAUGGGGUAUUUAAGUUUGUUUAUUUUCAUAUCUAAGUUAAUUGCAGGCUUAUAUACACUUUAAAAGAGUCAGGAUACAGUAAAUAUCUGUUUAUACCAAAGAAAAGAGUAUUUAAGAGUGUAUUCCUUUGAAUUUGGGUGACAAGUUUGUUUAUAUUCAUGUAAAACUUUGAAAAGCUGUGAGUUUUGAACGAAAGGUUCUUUUGAGUAUUCAAUUAGCUGUUCGAAUCUUUUGAUUUGUUACUUGAUUCUUUUGAACUAUUUGACUCCCGAUUUGAACAAUUCAAUUCCUUAUUUCAUUCCCUAUUUUAUUAUUUGACUUCAUAUCUAAAUUGAUUCUUUGAAAAAAACUAUGUGAAUCUUUUGAGUAAAACUAUUUAAUUCCAGUGUGAAUGAUGUGUUAAUUUUGAAAACUUUGAUUCUUAAAGUGAAUUUAUUUGAUUCAUUUGAAGUGAAUUAAGUGAUUCUUUAGCUUCAUCUGGUUAAAGUAUUUGAUUCUUUUGAGUAUCCAACUGGAUUAUCCAUUAGCAAAUAUAACUCUAAUAUUUCAAUGAACACAGAGCACUUUAUUUCAAGGAAGGAAGUGCUACAAUAUAAAAUGGAAGCACCACUAGGAUGUUUGACAUAUUUAGUGUAUUUUGAGAGAAGCAGCCAGUGCAGUCAAUAUGACUACUCCCCCAGACAUUCUGAAGUUUGAAUUAAUUAAAUGGAGUGAAGGGUUAGGAGUUUAUCCCUCUUAUCCUCUUGUGCUCACUGGUGUACGUACAGACGUAGAUAUCACAGCCAUUGAAGAUGCUGCACAAGCUGUGAAGGCUUUUGGGAGAGUACAUGUAAGGGGUGACAAGUACAACUCAAGAAUGAGAUGUAAUAUGGUGCUAUGUGAGUGCCGACAGCCUUUAAACCCUAAUCACACUCCCUCUGAGAUCAUACCUACCAGUGGAGUAUCCCCCUGGAAACCAUACUGCUUACCCAGCCUGCGAGUGGUCCUGAUCAGUUCUCUGAAAAAUUCAGUAGAUUGUUGAGAGAGGAAGGAAAGACAAUGGAAGAUGUCAAAGCCCUUUUCUCCAAAGAACCUGUACAAGCGAGUUCACCUGAUAGUAUUAUUAGAGCAGUUGGAGAUCUGCUUGAGACCUUCUAAUGACAGUAUUGCAUUCAGACGCUUGAGAACAUUUUCUGGGAAAGUUCCCACUCCUUCUGGUGAAGAAAGCCUAGAACAUUGGUUCACACAAGCCCACUUUGAAGGGUGAAGAGAGUUACUGUUCAAACAGAGAAGAGCAUAGUCGAAUAUUUGAAAGCUUGAAAGGCCCAGCCUUGGAUAUUAUUCAAGCUGUGAGGCUAAACUACCCAGAAGCCAGUCCUUCUGAAUACUAUACAGCAUUAGAAAAUGCCUUUGGAACUCCUGAGUCUAGAAAGGACCUGUAUUUCACCAUCAGAACUAUGCACCAACAGUCUGGUGAAAAGCUUUUUGACUUCCUGCAGAGAUUGAGAGAUCUCUCAGAAAAGUCAUUCAAAGAGGUGCCAUAUCUCCUCAAUGCACUGAUCAAGCUAGGCUGGAACAGCUUAUUAGAGGUUCCUCAGAGACUGACAAGACACUUGUACAUCUCCGUCUCAGGGAGAGAAAAGAAAAGCCUCUUACAUUCUUACAGUUGUUGAAUGAAUUUCGAGAGGAGGAAGAGUAUGAAGCCUCACAAUGUAAGUUGAAUCCUACAGUGAGGUAGGUUCAGCCUACAGAAGAGGUAACACCAAAAUCUUCUGAAAUUCAAGAGUUGAAAGCAGAAAAAUGUUGACCUCCAAGCUUGGAGAGUUAACAAAUAAAAGAGAUACAGAGCCUGAAACAAAGAGUCAAAAUUCUAAAAAGACAGUUGAGAUCAUCACAGAGUGUGUUUUGCAGAAACAAGUGAAACAGCUUCAAGAGCAGCUCAGUGUAAUGACUGUCACACAGCACUUCAGUGUCUAGAGAUUCACAAAAGAAGGAAGUUAAACACAAACCAUUUCAUUACAAGCAGUCUCAGUUUCCUAAUUACUCUCCUGAGUUCUUUUGCUAUGGAUGUGGUGAAGAUGGCCACAUUGCCACUCAUUGUAACUCUCCAGAGAACACUGCAAAGUAAUUCCGAAACUGAUCCGAGCUCUUCGUAAGAGUGAAAGUGAAAAAGAUCCUAUCCAUGAACCAACUGCAGCAGUGGAGAAUUGUUCUGUCAGAUGAGGAACUGUAAACUCUCCUAAGCUCAGUCGCCUCCCAGAGGGCUUAGUUGGUCCCUCUACUCUUGCUAAUGUGACAAUUGAAGGUCAGCCCUGUAAAGCCCUACUUAACAGUAGUUCUCAAUUCGCAAUAGUAUUUGAGAGCUGGUACAAGCAGUACAUUUCUCAUGUUCCAAUUUUGCCACUAACAGACCUUGCCAUAUGGGGUCUCAGUGAUUCCACUUACCCUUAUAGGGGUUAUAUAUCUGUUGACUUGACUUUCUGCAGUUACAAAUAGCUUGCUGAAGAGAGUUUCCAUCUUGACUCUGGUAUGUCCAGACCAAAAAAUCCUGAUCCUGUGUCUGUCAUUCUUGGCAACAAAGCUUCUAAGAUCAAAACAUUGUUUGCACACUGUAAAGAGUUGGACAAUGACCGUACAAUCAGAUCUCUGAGAAUAAUACCUUAUGAGUUGAAAGUCCCAAAACAGUCCCUGAAGUUAAGCAGUUUAGUACCUGAUGAUGCUGUGAGACUUGUAAAAUGGUUAGGUUCAAGACCCUUAACCUUCCCUUCUCAUAGCACUAGCUAUGUUGUCUGUAAGGUUACUUCCUACCAACCUUUAGGCAACAGCAUUUUCAUGGUGGAGACUCCAGAAGACAACAAACUCCCUGCCAGUGUGUUAGUGCCUUCUCUAGUGAUGACUUCAGCUACCAUGGGUGUAAAUAACUUCCUCUUACCAAUGCGUAAUGAGUCCCAAAAAGAAACUGCCACUCCUUGCUUAUGUGUAUGCUGUAGACACUGCAACUGUGCUACAUCCAAGCAGAAAGCUGUCAGAGAGGGCUGGAGUAUUUUCACUGGACGAAUGGGAUAUGAGACUGGUCAAAGGGGUAGAACACCAUAUAAGAUGUGAUUCUAAGCCAUUCCGUGAGAGAUCCAGGAGAACUGCACCAGCUGACAUUGAUGAUGUCCGCCGCCAUUUACAAGAACUGCUGGAAACAGGAAUAAUUAAAGAAUCCUGUAGCCCUUAUGCCUCCCCCAUAGUUAUCGCCAGGAAAAAGGUUAAUGGAGGCUGCAGUGGGUGACAUGAACCUGUUAGAAGUACUUGUCUAUUUGAAUGAUCUUAUAGUGUUUGGAAAAACAAUUGAGCAUGAAGAACACAUUUUUAAUGUGCUGGAUCGGCUGGAGGAGUGUGGUCUCAAAAUCUCGCUUGACAAGUGUCAGUUUUGUCAGCCACAAGUGAAAUAUGUGGCCCUGUUGUGUCUCCUGCUGGCAUUGCCACAGACCCAGAAAAAGUUCUAAAUUGGACGAAACCAAUAGAUCUCAAAUCUUUAAGGUCGUUACUUGGAUUCUGUGGAUACUACCAUCAACUCAUUGCAAAUUAUUCCACAAUUGUCAGACCCUUGACAGAGUUGACCAAAGGUACUACUUGUUUUCCUUUUCUUUUGCGCAAGAGGAUCAAAAAGCAGCACUACUUUGAAGAGUCUGAACCUUUUGCUGACUGAUGGGAUGAAACCUGUGAUGCUUCCUUCCAGAAAGUCAUACAUUGUCAUACGAAUGGCCCCAAACAAACCUUACAUCUUACAUGUUGAUGCAAAUCUUGAUGGUUUGGGAGCUGUACUCAACCAAGAAUACCCUGAAGGCCUCCGUGCUGUUGCUUUCCCCAGCUGAAAGUUGAGUUGGUCAGAACGCAACUACCCAAUUCAUCGGCUAGAGUUCCUUGCCCUGAAAAGGUCCAUCAUGGAUACAUUUAACAAUUUCCUGUAUGGUGCCAAAUUUAAUGUGAGAAUGGAUAACAAUACUUAACGCAAAACUUAACGCUACUGGCCACAGUUGGUUAGCUGCCUUGACUACUUACGACUUCAAUGUACAGUACAAACCUCAAAAGAACAACAUUGAUGCAGAUUUGUUGUCCAGGAAUGCACAAGAUAUUAGGGCUGCUUGAUUAUGGCAAAAAUCAUAAUCACUAUUAUUUUGGUCAAUAUUGAGAUCACAGUUUUUUUUUUUUUUUUUUUUUGGAAUGCCCAAUUCCCACUACUUAGUAGGUCCUCGUGGUGGUGUGGUUACUCACCUCAAUCCGGGUGGCAGAGGACAAGUCUGAGUUGCCUCCGCUUCUGAGACAGUCAAUCUGCGCAUCUUAUCACUUUGCUCGUUGUGCAUGACACCGCGGAGACUCACAGCACGGGAGGCUCAUGCUAAUCUCCGCGAUCCACGAACAACUUACCACAUACCCCAUUGAGAGCAAGAACCCCUAAUCGAGACCACGAGAAGGUUACUCCAUGUGACUCUACCCUCCCUAGCAACCGGGCCAGUUUAGUUGUUUAGGAGACCUGUCUGGAGUCACUCAGCAUGCCUUGGAUUCAAACUCGUGACUCCAGGGGUGGUAGUCAGUGUCAAUUCUCGCUGAGCUACCCAGGCCCCCAUAUCAGAUCACAAUUAUUUAUCACGAUUACUCACUGACUUUGGAAACAUCAUGCAUUUAUUGAACUUUUUUAAAAAACUUGUCUUUUUAACAGUGGAAUUCCUUGAACUUGAAAUGUAAACUGCACUGGGUAGGGGAGGAGGCUAUUUUCAUAUGAGAAUUAUUAUAUGUUAUGUAUGGUAGUCAAAUAAAGGAAAGCCUUCCCCCAAGCAAUCAGACUUUUGAACUCUUGAUCUCUCUUAUCUUACACUGGACUGUCAUAAAUUAUAUUCUCUCUUAACAACAAACUGGCAACUGACUAUCAACCGACAGCCUGAAUGUCAUACAGCACAAUACAAUCUACUGUAUAUUUUUUAUAUACUAUUUUAUUUUAUUUGUAUUUAUUUAUUUAUUUAUUUUUAUACGAUGUGUUCUAUAUUGUGUGUAUGUGUAUCCUAUAUUGUGUGUAUUGUAUACUGUACAUUGUAUAUUAUUAUCUGUUUAUUGUGUUGUGUGCAAUUAUGUGUAUAUUAGAUAUGUAAAUUGUAUUAUGUAAAUCUGAUGUUUAUUGUAAACUGGUAUAUGUCUCAUCACUGUCAUGACUGCUAUGUUGCUUGGAACUGCACCCAAGACUUUCACCCACUGUUGCACUUGUGUAUAUGGUUGAGUGACAAUACAGUGAUUUGAUUUGAUUGA
Molecule: messenger RNA, 10622 nt
Organism: Myxocyprinus asiaticus (Chinese sucker)
Lineage: Eukaryota; Metazoa; Chordata; Actinopteri; Cypriniformes; Catostomidae
Product: G-protein coupled receptor 183-A-like
Exons: 2
Coding region: 179-1273 (364 amino acids)
Biological process (GO): G protein-coupled receptor signaling pathway
Cellular component (GO): membrane
Molecular function (GO): G protein-coupled receptor activity; oxysterol binding
Source: RefSeq, a predicted model, not a curated record